AUGGGACAAAAAAUUAGGUUACCGUUAUUUAUUAAAGGUAGAAAGUUAAUCCAUUUAAGUUGGAUAUAUUGUUUUUAUAUUUGUAUGAGCAGUGUUAGCGAAUCUUUGGAUGAAAGUUACAAUGAUUGUAGAAAAUUAUAUAAAAGAAAUUUUCGUUUACUCUCAAAAUAUAAGAAGAAUAAGGAUUCAAGUAUUGUAUAUUUAAAUGAUGUGUCACGCAAUGAAGUAUACGAUAAGAAUGACAUACAUAAAAAUGAAAACAUGAAUACAGAAAAAAGAAAACAAACGAACAGUAGUUCGUCAAAGAUUGAAGGAUACAAUAAAUCAUAUAUGAAAAAAAAAUCUUGUGUUUUUGAAACCAAAAAAUAUUCUCGUUUAGAAAAAAAAAUAUUCACAGAAUUAAAUUACAUAGAUUUUCUUAAAAAUAACAGAACUAUUAGCGAUAAAGUUUACAAGAAAAUAGUACGUAAAAAAAUUGCAUUACGAAUUUCAUUACCAUUAUUACUGUUGGUAUUUCUGUCGAUAUCUAUCUUAUUAGAUGAAUUAUUGGGUCGCGGACUUGUUAAAGGAUUAUUUGAAGUUGUAAAUAUAUGUGCGGAUGGAACAUGGAUACAAUCUUUUCAAACAAUUUUGAAAAGUCCUACAUUUUCUUGGUUGUUUAAUGUUCCAACCGGAGUAAAAAAGUAUGCUUACAUAACGAGAUUCUUUGCUGUUCUAAUAUAUUUCACAUCCUUUUUUAUAUUAGGAAUAACAAUUAUAUUAGGGAUUCUUUAUUACCAUAAAAAAGUUAAAAAAUAUGAAAAAAUUAAAUUCAGAAAAAGGUAA
Messenger RNA from Plasmodium malariae, 825 nucleotides. Its product is annotated as fam-l protein. The record is from RefSeq and is a predicted model, not a curated record. NCBI's taxonomy places the organism in Eukaryota, Apicomplexa, Aconoidasida, Haemosporida, Plasmodiidae. The transcript has 2 exons. Bases 1 to 825 code for a protein of 274 amino acids.